Messenger RNA from Arabidopsis lyrata subsp. lyrata, 1189 nucleotides. RefSeq names its product MADS-box protein AGL71. Gene Ontology annotation, cellular component: nucleus. The record is from RefSeq and is a predicted model, not a curated record. The coding region runs from base 362 to 1051 and encodes 229 amino acids. Gene Ontology annotation, biological process: positive regulation of transcription by RNA polymerase II. The transcript has 7 exons. Lineage: Eukaryota; Viridiplantae; Streptophyta; Magnoliopsida; Brassicales; Brassicaceae. Gene Ontology annotation, molecular function: protein dimerization activity; DNA-binding transcription factor activity, RNA polymerase II-specific; RNA polymerase II cis-regulatory region sequence-specific DNA binding.
AUAUCAUCAUAAGAUCUAGCUCAUGCCUCUCUCUGAAAUUUAGAUUUAGGGUUUUACUUUCCGCCAUUAUUAAGCUUUUGUUCCUUUCAUUCUUCUUCUUUUUUUUUUUUAGAUUUGCAAAUUAUAUCCCUCUCUAACUUUGUCGGCUGAUUUUUGUCUGGAAAAAAUUAUGUUCUAUGGAGCUUUAAUUUUGAAGUGAAUCUAGACAAAUCUGGUUUUGGAUCUCCUCAGUUUCCAACAUUUUUCAAGUUUAUCACCUUUGACUUCUGGCUUUGAAUCUCCUUCUCGUUUUUCAAGAAAUCAUUUAUUGGUUUGGUCUGAAUGAAAUUUCCUUUCGGAUUUAGUUAGGGUUUCAAAUCUGAUGAAUCUUGGAAUGAAAAUCGUAGGAACAAUGGUGAGAGGGAAGAUUGAGAUCAAGAAGAUUGAGAACGUGACGAGCAGACAAGUCACGUUUUCGAAGCGAAGGAGCGGUCUCUUUAAGAAGGCUCAUGAGCUUUCGGUUCUAUGCGAUGCUCAAGUCGCCGCCAUUGUCUUCUCUCAGAGUGGAAGAUUACACGAAUACUCUAGCUCCGAGAUGGAGAAGAUUAUAGAAAGAUAUGACAAGUUUACUAAUGCCUUGUAUGUGGCAGAGAGGCCCCAAAUAGAACGAUACUUGCAGGAGCUGAAGAUGGAAAUGAAUAGAAUGGUGAAGAAGAUUGAUCUUCUUGAAGUUCAUCACCGUAAGCUGUUGGGGCAAGGUUUGGAUUCGUGUUCAGUGACAGAACUUCAAGAGAUAGACACUCAAAUUGAGAAAAGCCUUCGUAUUGUCAGGUCCAGAAAGGCUGAGUUAUAUGCAGAUCAACUGAAAAAGCUAAAAGAAAAGGAGAGGGAGCUCUUGAACGAGAGAAAAAGGCUGCGUGAAGAGCAAAUUAGAGAAAUGUUGAUGCGACCGGUGGUACAACCAACUUUACAAAUCUGUGAUAAGGGUAAAACUGAAGGUGGUUGCAGUACCAAACAUUCAUCAGAGGUUGAAACCGACCUAUUUAUUGGAUUGCCCGUGACUCGGCUAUAACAUAUUUACUUCGGUUCCAUGUUUGUACAAUAUAAUGCUUCCAUAUAGUUUAUUGUUUUCUGAGUGCUCUGGCGAUCUCUUAAUAUAUGUGUAUAAACUGGAAAUAAUUUGACAAGUACAAGCUGUCAUUUUAGUUUA